AUGGCAAACCACAGAAGUGCCAUAAGCACGGCUAUUGAUAAUAAGACAAGUGACCAGCCUGUAGCAAGGCACUUCAUGGAAAUGGACCAUUCCGUGGCAGAUUUAAGGUUCAAAUUGAUUGACAACGUCCCGCCAUUAAGCCGUGGCGGUGAUCGGGGGAUGACCCUGGUACAGAUGAACAUGAAGGCAUUCAAGACUGCAUUAGCAAAUGGAUUACUGGCUGGACUGAAUAAUUCAGUAUACGUAUCUGCUGGUGUGGGAGUCUUUGCCCUCAUAAUUAUUAUAAUUGGAGGAUGGGCGCUUAGGAAGAGCAUCCGAAAAUCCAAACUUCCUGAUGAGGAGCAACCAAACAUCAGCCCCGUCAUCAGGAAAGCUUCUCUGAAAAAGGAGAAGAGGUUAAAAAAGAAAGCAAAGAAAGAAAAGAAGGAGAAAAGGGAGGUGGAACAGAAGGAGGAAGAUGAGGAAAUGAAGGAAGAGAAGGAGGUGAAGGUGCAGAAGAAGGAUGAAAAAUCAGGGGAAGCUCAAACUGAAACCAAAGAGAAAGCAGUUCAGACAGAGAGCACACAAGAAGUAAAAUGGAAACUUUUAGAGUUUUGGAUAAAUAAAGACCUAGAAGUACAGAGACGGCGAGAGGAAGAACUAAGGGAGGAGGAGGAGUUCUUUAGCUGAAAGAACAACUGAAGUUAAACUGUUUACAUCAGAGCCCCUCUCUCAUAUCUACCAGAGCUACGUGCACCAGCCAGGGCUCUGCCUCUUCUGCCACUCCUGUGUGCCAAUAUGUCCCGCCCCUGAGAAACCAUCUUGUAUUGUCAUCCUUCUUAUCUCUACCUCUUAUUGGGAAUUCUCCAUGGUUACUAAUUAAUAAAAUUAGACCAAGUAAA
Messenger RNA from Bombina bombina (fire-bellied toad), 881 nucleotides. RefSeq names its product translation initiation factor IF-2-like. The record is from RefSeq and is a predicted model, not a curated record. The coding region runs from base 1 to 669 and encodes 222 amino acids. The transcript is spliced from 7 exons. NCBI's taxonomy places the organism in Eukaryota, Metazoa, Chordata, Amphibia, Anura, Bombinatoridae.